AUGCCCUUCCUGUACGUGAUCUCCGUGUCGAUCACGACGUCGCAGGCCUUCUAUCUCGAAGGCGCGCGGCUGAUACCGAACGAUGUGACGUUCGCUGCCUAUCGCUCGCUGCUGGUGGACGCCACGCUGUUCCGGCGGGCACUGACCAACACGCUGGUCCUCACCGUGAUGGGCACGAGCAUCACGGUAUUCCUGAGCACGAUGACCGGUUAUGCGUUCUCCAAGAGGGAUGUCCCCGGCAGAAAACUAGUCUUGAUAUUCCUCUACCUUUCCGGCUUCUUCGCCGGGGGCUUGAUACCAAAGUUCUUCGUAUUGCAACGCAUGGGCCUCAUCAACACCUACUGGGCGCUGAUCAUACCGACCGCUGCCGUCUUCAACUACCUGUUGAUCAAGAACUACUUCAUCAUGGCGCUUCCGGAGGCGAUCGAGGAGUCCGCGAAGCUCGAUGGCGCCAGCACGUUCCAGAUACUCAUACGCAUCGUCAUGCCCCUGGCCCUGCCGAUCAUGGCGACCAUCGCGCUGUUCAGCGCGGUGAUGUUCUGGAACACGUACAUGGAAGCCGUGUUGUUCGUACCGUCUCGCAAGAAGAUGGUGGUCAUGCGCCUGUUGCAGAGCAUGAUCGAGGUCUACAGCGGUGACUUCGCCGAGCAACUGGGGAAGAGCGUCGACAUGUCGGACGCGCCGUCCGAGGGAUUCAAGAUGGCGGCCCUGUUCAUCGCCACCGUUCCCGUCCUGUGUCUUUACCCGUUUCUGCAGAAACACUUCGCAAAAGGCAUCCUGAUCGGCGCCGUGAAGGGGUGA
This is a messenger RNA of Geodia barretti, 801 nucleotides long. NCBI's taxonomy places the organism in Eukaryota, Metazoa, Porifera, Demospongiae, Tetractinellida, Geodiidae. The record is from the annotation of a GenBank genome assembly.